AUGGACAUCCAGACGUCGAGCGCAGUGUUCUGGACUUGUCUGAAGGCCGUCUCUAUCUGGGUGCUGUCGGUGCUGCUGGCUGUCCCCGAGGCCAUCUUCUCCCAAGUUAUUAACGUGCCAGCGCAGACCGAGAGCGGCGACAACAUCACCUUCGCCAACUGCGUGCCCUACCCUCUAUACAACGAGAUGCAUCCCAAGAUCCACUCCGUCCUCAUCUUCUUGGUCUACUUCCUCAUUCCGCUGGCCAUCAUCUCCGUCUACUACUACCACAUCGCACGCACCCUCAUCAAGAGUGCGCACGACAUGCCCGGCGAGCUCAACGACCACACCAGGAGACAGAUGGAGACCAGGAAGCGUCUGGCUAAGAUCGUGCUGGUGUUCGUGGGACUUUUCGCUCUGUGCUGGUUCCCGAACCACGUGCUGUACAUGUACCGCUCCUUCCACUACCACCAAACGGACCUGUCCCUGGCCCACCUGGUCAUCACGCUGCUGGCCCGAGUGCUCAGCUUCUCCUCCUCCUGCGUCAACCCCUUCGCCCUGUACCUGCUGAGCGAGAGCUUCAGACGCCACUUCAACAGUCAGCUGAAAUGUGGCCGCGGCUCCCGACCUGAACGCCAGCCCAGCUACCUCCGCAGCACCUCCCACAUCCGGCUCACGUCCAUUAAGAAGACUGCCCCCACCACGCCCUUCGCCACGGCCGCAAACGGCAUGCACAAGCAGGAAGUGGCGUUAUAA
This is a messenger RNA of Knipowitschia caucasica, 735 nucleotides long. The record is from the annotation of a GenBank genome assembly. Lineage: Eukaryota; Metazoa; Chordata; Actinopteri; Gobiiformes; Gobiidae.